Molecule: messenger RNA, 1301 nt
Organism: Brassica oleracea var. oleracea
Lineage: Eukaryota; Viridiplantae; Streptophyta; Magnoliopsida; Brassicales; Brassicaceae
Product: UDP-galactose/UDP-glucose transporter 1
Exons: 6
Coding region: 107-1105 (332 amino acids)
Biological process (GO): UDP-galactose transmembrane transport
Cellular component (GO): Golgi membrane; endoplasmic reticulum membrane
Molecular function (GO): UDP-galactose transmembrane transporter activity; UDP-glucose transmembrane transporter activity
Source: RefSeq, a predicted model, not a curated record
UAUUUUCGCGCCUUUUUGUAACAAAUAAUAAAAAAUUAGUCCAAAACAAUAACAUCUCGGUCGCCGGAGGAAUAAUCGGCGGUGCGGAGGCGUUUCCCUGAGGGAGAUGGAGGCGAAUGGAUCUGGAUUCCGGCGAAUUCUGCUGCUGGCGUUGUGCGUCUCCGGAAUCUGGUCCGCCUACAUCUACCAAGGCGUUCUUCAGGAAACUCUGUCUACAAAGAGAUUCGGUCCAGAUGAGAAGAGGUUCGAGCACCUUGCAUUCUUGAACUUGGCUCAAAGUGUAGUCUGCUUGGUCUGGUCUUUUAUUAUGAUUAAGCUUUGGUCAAGCACCGGCAACGGUGGUGCACCAUGGUGGACGUAUUGGAGUGCCGGCAUCACUAAUACCAUUGGUCCUGCCAUGGGGAUUGAAGCCUUGAAGUAUAUCAGUUAUCCAGCUCAGGUCCUGGCAAAAUCUUCAAAAAUGAUUCCAGUUAUGCUGAUGGGAACUUUGGUUUACGGAAUAAGAUACACUUUCCCUGAAUACAUUUGCACCUUUCUUGUCGCGGGAGGAGUAGCUGUGUUUGCUCUUCUUAAGACAAGCUCUAAGACAAUUAGCAAGCUAGCACAUCCAAAUGCUCCCCUAGGCUAUGCACUUUGCUUCUUAAACCUCGCCUUUGACGGAUUCACAAACGCCACCCAAGACUCCAUUGCCUCAAGGUACCCGAAAACCGAAGCUUGGGACAUAAUGCUGGGGAUGAAUCUAUGGGGCACAAUAUACAACAUGGUCUACAUGUUUGGAUUACCACAAGGGAUGGGAUUCGAAGCAUAUCAGUUCUGUAAGCAGCACCCAGAAGCGGCAUGGGACAUUUUAAAAUACUGUCUAUGCGGUGCGGUGGGACAAAACUUCAUAUUUAUGACGAUAAGUAACUUCGGGUCACUAGCUAACACGACCAUAACGACGACAAGGAAGUUUGUUAGCAUAGUUGUGUCAUCGGUAAUGAGCGGGAAUCCAUUGUCGUUGAAGCAAUGGGGAUGCGUUUCGAUGGUGUUUGGUGGUUUGUCUUAUCAGAUUUUCCUUAAAUGGAGCAAGUCGAAAAGAGUGGAGAAGAAGAAGCAAAAGAGUUGAACGAAUGAGCCAAAGCACAAAAUGUGUUUAGCUCCUGUCUCUUGUUACUUUUUUCUCAUAUCUCUAAACUGUGUGUUUUAGAUUUUUCCUUUUAGCUGUUUAUGUUUAACCAACCGAAACAUAGAGUCUCAAACCAGGUUAGUCAACUGUAAAACUAGUGAUGCAGAGAGGUAAUAGUAAUGAUGAUUCAAAAAUA